GAGACAAAUAUAACUAUCAGUUCGAUGUUACGGACGCACGCAACCAGCCGGCACAACGUGAUACAUAUCUUUUUUAUUUUAUUAAGUAAUUUUUCUGAAACUUUCCAGCUGACACAUGGAUGACAAACCGGAUUUUGAGUUCAUUCAAACUCCAUGAAAAACUGGACGGUUAACCUGUUUCAGUAAACUGAAUGUGAAUGAUGGAACCGGAGGAGGGUAAAAUCUCGGUGUGGGUAUGCCGGGAGGAGAAGCUGGUGUCCGGACUGUCGAGACGAACCACCUGCGCGGACGUGGUGAGGGUUCUGAUGGAUGAUCAGAACUUCCAGAAAGGUGAGAACGCAGCGAUGCUCACUGGCACCCCGCAAUCUUACUGCAUCGUGGAAAAGUGGAGAGGGUACGAAAGGAUAUUACCCAAUAAAACUAAAAUCCUGCGCCUUUGGAUCGCCUGGGGUGACGAGCAGGAGAACGUGAGGUUCGUCCUGGUUAAAAACGAGGCGUCCCUGCCCAACAACGGACCGCGGAGCGCCGAGGCGCGCGUCGUGCUCAGCAAGGAAAGUCCGUGCACCCACAAGGGCGCAGCCAGACCCACGAUGGCGAUUUCGCAGGACAAGCAACGCAGGAUUGUGCGCAAGGCUUUUAGAAAGUUGGACAAAAUCAAUAAAAAGAAAGAGGAGACUUUGAUACGAGACAGUUCGUCCGCGGAAAAAAUGGAGACGCUCGUUCAUCUUAUUAUCUCACAGGAUCACACUAUUCGACAGCAGAUACAGCGGAUCAAAGAGCUGGAUAACGAAAUCGAGAUGUGUGAAUCGAAAGUGCACUUUGACAGGAUGAAAAGACACGGGGUAAAUUACGUUCAGGACACCUAUAUGCAGGACCAGGGCGCGGAGACUGAAUCCACCGGACACCCAGACGCGCCGUGCGCCUUUGCGCGGGCUGUUGAGCAGUUCGAGGAAUACGCGUCACGGUGCGACGAAGUGAUUAAACUUCAGGAGGAACUAACUGAGCAGGAGGCUCUGAUGGAUAUACUUUCGAGUGAAAUACAGGAAGAACUUAACCACAGGUGGAUGAGACGGAGACGAGAGGAGCUCUCCGACAAAGACGCGGAGGAUGUGGCUGAGGAAAUGGCCCUUAGGGUGACUUCGGUCCCUGGGGAAACAAUCUCAGUGUUUCAAGAGCCCCUGUUAGACAAGGAACUUCAGCUGGACGAGGAGAGAAUUAAAACACAACUGGAUACGAGUUUGUACAUCGGGCUUCGCUUGAACACAGAUAUGGAGAGCUCAAAGAACGAUUUGGAAUUCAGUCAGGAGCUUUUGGAUGCGAAGGAACGGGAGUUGAGGGAACUGCUGGAAAAGGUUCACAGAUUAGACGAACUAGAAGGGAAAGAGUCGAAGAACAGCAAAGAUGGGUCAACUGAGCCUGAAAGCGAACAGGUGCCUCCCGUUGACAAGGAUGAGAAUAUUUGGGUGGAGCAGGCGAGGGGACUCUCAAAGACCUGCAGGGCCAAUGAUGAUGACUCGGACACGGGACUGAGCUCAAUGCACAGCCAAGACUCAGAUAACGCAGCUGUUUGCGAGUCACUUGUGUGAGUCGUUCAGUAAUGAACUCAGGGAACAAUUGUCUCUAUUGAUUUCAAUGUAAUAUUCUCUCUUUAUAAGAGAGGAACGCAUGCAAAAUAUACCAGCGUAGUGUUAUGAUCGCCUCACAUGUACACACAUGUACAGUAGCUUGUAAGGUGCUUACUUACCAAAUAGUAACUAAUUAACCAAUGUAUAGACUGAGAUGUCCACUGUGUGCAGACCAAUGUUUAUAUAAACAACAUGCAUUUGUUUUAUUGCAUGUAAGGUGAUGUUAAAGAAUUACGUAUUUAUUGUAGAAAUGUUUAGGCAUGUGAAACGGCUGUGUUAAAGGGAUAGUUCACCCCAAAACGCAAAUUCUGUCAUCAUUUACUCACUCUCUUGUCAUUUUAAACCUGUGAGACUUUCUUUUUUUCUGCACAAUAGAAGAUAUUUUGAAGAAUGUUGUUAACCAGCACCCAUUGGCUUGCAUUGGUUUUGUGUGCACACAAUAGAAGUGAAUGGGUGACGGCAAUGUUUGGUUACCAACUUUCUUCAAAAUAUCUUCUUUUGUGUUCUGCAGAAGAAAGCCACACAGGUUUAAAAUGACAAGAGGGUGAGUAAAUAACAGAGUUUUCAUUUUUGGGUGAACUAUCCCUUUAAGCAGAUAUGUGAUAACUUCAAUGUCAACCCACUUUCACCAGAUGAAUAAUUAUAAUGAUUUGCUAACAGCUUUUAGAUAAUAAAUACAUUUUCCCCCAAAGGGUUUAGGCACAAUAGGUUUGUUAGUUUUGAAAACUAACGCAGUAAGAAUCAAAAUCAUAUUUUGAAUACAGUGUUGGGUGUAACUAGUUACUAAGUAAUUAGUUACUGUAAUUUAAUUACUUUUCAUUUGAAAAAGUAAAGUAAGGGAUUACUUCAAAUUAAAAGAUUUUUAUCUGUAAAUUAAUUACAGUUACUUCUGAUGUAAUUGAACUAAAUACUGUGUAAUAUAUUCAAUAGAGGAAAUGACAUCCAAAUUAAAGUCUAACACUGUAUCCUUCUCACAUUUGUAUACUUUGGUCAGUUAAUAAGAAUAAUUGAUGUAGUUUUUUAUUUAUUUGAAUGAAUUAAAUAAGCCAUUUCAUGUCUAUCCUUGAAUCAAUUCUAAUCAAGGGUGAUGUAGGAUAUAGAAAGUAAUUAGUAAUAAGUAAUUAAAUACUUUUUGGAGAGAGUAAUGUGUACUGUAAUCCAAUUACACUAUUGACUAUGUAAUUAGUAAUUAGUAAUUAAUUACUUUUUCGGAGUAACUUACCCAACACUGUUUGAAUAUUAAAAAAAUUCCUGGCUAUGAAGAUGCAAAUGAGGUGCUGCAAAAUAAAACUUUGAAGAGAGAUGCAUAUACAUGUAUUGAAAUGUUUUCGAAAUGUUCAUCGCUCACAUAUGAACCCUGAAAAAUAACAGUAAUAAUAUGAAUUCUAAUAAUAUUAAAGUCAUAAUCUUAAAGGGAUAGUUCACCCAAAAAUGAAAAUUCUGUAAUCACUUACUCACCCACUUGUCAUUCAAAACCUGUAUGACUUUCUUUCCUAAGCAGAACAGAAAAAGAAGAUAUAUUUUGAAGAAUGUACCGAACAUUGUCGGUACCCAUGGACUUGAAUUGGUUUUGUGUCCAUACAAUAGAAGUCAAUGGGUACUGCUGUUGUGUGGUUACUAACAUUCUUCAAAAUAUCUUCCUUUGUGUUCUGCGUAAGAAAGAAAGUCAUACAGGCUUAAAUUGACGAGAGGGUGAGUAAAUGAUGACAGAAUUUUAAUUUUGGGGUGAACUUUAAAACGCACUUUUCCAUGCCAAGAUAUAAAAAAAGACAGGCAAUGUAAAAUCUACUGUCGAUUCAAAAGCAAGAGAGGAAAAUUGUGGGUCUGGUUUCCUGUUGGCAUCAGUUUGUUCUGUGAUUAAAGCAGGGGGGAUGGUAGGCAGAGAUGAUAAAGCGCCAAUAAUCUGGAUCGGAUUGAACCAUUUCAAAUAAACAACCGCAGAAAUAGAUGCGUGUCCGCAGCCUCUAACACAAGCGGCUCUGAGAGGUUUGGAAAAGAUUCAGGAACAGCUGGACAAGCAGAAAUCUACAUCGUGCCGAAUGUGGGACAAACACUGCAUGUUGAAUCAGACAUCAUGCAGUGCAAGCAAUUAUUUUGACGAACUAUUGUGAUGUUUGCCAUUAUUUAGCAUCUUGUUUGUCUAAAAUAAAAG
Triplophysa rosa is the source of this 3777-nucleotide messenger RNA. It is a transcript of the gene rassf10a, whose product is annotated as Ras association domain family member 10a. Lineage: Eukaryota; Metazoa; Chordata; Actinopteri; Cypriniformes; Nemacheilidae. The transcript has a single exon. The coding region runs from base 198 to 1586 and encodes 462 amino acids. Gene Ontology annotation, biological process: signal transduction. The record is from RefSeq and is a predicted model, not a curated record.